Molecule: messenger RNA, 816 nt
Organism: Stegostoma tigrinum
Lineage: Eukaryota; Metazoa; Chordata; Chondrichthyes; Orectolobiformes; Stegostomatidae
Product: high affinity nerve growth factor receptor-like
Biological process (GO): cell surface receptor protein tyrosine kinase signaling pathway; positive regulation of kinase activity; cellular response to nerve growth factor stimulus
Cellular component (GO): axon; signaling receptor complex; membrane
Molecular function (GO): transmembrane receptor protein tyrosine kinase activity; ATP binding; neurotrophin receptor activity
Source: RefSeq, a predicted model, not a curated record
AUGGUGUCUGUUGGGGGGAUAUUGGGGACGGCCCUGAAGGAGGCGACAGACAGCGCCCGGAUGGACUUCCAGCGAGAAGCAGAGUUACUGACUGUCCUCCAACACCAAAACAUCGUCACUUUCUAUGGAGUGUGUACCCAGGGCCAGCCCCUGCUCAUGGUCUUCGAGUACAUGAAGCGCGGUGACCUGAACCGCUUCCUACGGUUAGGCGCAGGCCCCGAUGCCCCGAUGUUGACCGAUGGCCGUGAGCAGCGUGAGGCACCGAUGGGUUUGGGGCAUUUGCUGUGGGUGGCCCAGCAGAUAGUCUCGGGGAUGGUCUACCUGGCAUCGCUACAUUUCGUUCACCGGGACCUGGCCACCAGGAACUGCCUGGUCGGGGACCAGCUUCUGGUGAAGAUCGGGGACUUCGGCAUGUCUCGGGAUAUCUACAGCACCGACUACUACAGGGUAGGAGGCAGGACCAUGCUUCCAAUUCGCUGGAUGCCCCCCGAGAGCAUCAUGUACCGACGGUUCACCACCGAGAGUGAUAUCUGGAGUUUCGGGGUGGUCCUCUGGGAGAUUUUCACCUUCGGCAAACAGCCCUGGUACCUGCUCUCCAACAACGAGGUGAUCGAGUGCAUCACGCAGGGCAGGAUCCUGGUGCCCCACAACUGCCCCCAGGAGGUGUACCACAUUAUGAGGGGCUGUUGGAACCGGGACCCACAGAACCGUCUCAGCAUCAAGGAGAUCCACGCGAGGCUGGAGAAGCUGGUCACCUCACCCCCCCCACCUUACCUGGACGUGCUGCAGUGACCCCAAACACCAAACCGCCUGGUU